AUGGCGGAUCCCAACGAGGUUACUGCUGUAUCGGCGCCGGGAAAGGUUCUGCUGGCCGGUGGCUAUUUGGUACUGGAUCGAGCCUACACCGGUCUUGUUUUCGGACUCAGCGCCCGCAUCAACGUGGUGGCACAGGCGGUCAAGACCAGUCCCGGCGUCCAGCUGUCCGACAUUGUUGUCGAGAGCCCUCAGUUUCUCGAGGCCCAAUGGACCUACGGCUACCACCUGGCCGAUGACGAUGGCGGAAUUCAGAUCACCCAGCUACGUGUCGGCUCUGCCGUGCCGGCCAACCCGUUCGUCGAGACCACGCUGUCCUACGCCCUGACCUACGUCUCGCGCUUGGCGCAUCUCAGCCCGACCCAGAGCAUCAAGCCGUCGCGGCUGAGCAUCUUGGCCGACAACGACUACUAUUCCCAGCCCCCGUCUGCGUCUUCAUCGGACACUGCCUCGUCGGCUGGCCGCUUCGCCCGCUUUCCCACCAGGCUUUCCGAAGCCCACAAGACUGGCCUUGGCUCCUCGGCCGCUCUAGUCACUUCACUCACCGCCGCAAUUCUCAGCCACUACCUGCCGGCCACGCUCUUCGAUCUGGCCUCACAGGAGGGCAAGAGGACGCUGCACAACCUGGCCCAGGCUGCCCACUGUGCUGCCCAGGGCAAGGUGGGUUCUGGCUUUGACGUUGCCGCUGCCGUGCAUGGAUCGUGCACAUAUCGCCGGUUCUCGCCCUCGGUGCUAGCCAACAUCCCAGAGCCUGGCUCCCCCGGCUUCGGUGCGGCUGUCGAGAGAGUGGUUGCCGGUGUGGAUGCCGCCAAGGAUGGCCCACACUGGGACACUGAGAUUGCCAAGGCGAGCGUGGCUCUCCCACCCGGUGUCGCUCUUCGCAUGUGCGAUGUGGACUGCGGCUCGCAGACGGUCGGCAUGGUCAAAAAGGUUCUCGCGUGGCGCAGCAGCAACCCGGAGGGAUCAAAGGCCCUCUGGGACACGCUCCAUGGCUACAACAACGAUCUCGCCACUGCACUCAAGGAGCACAAGACCGAAAAGCUGCGCCCAAUCAUCGAGGCGAUUCGGAGCUUGGUUCGCAAGAUGGGCUCUGAAAGCGGCGUCCCCAUUGAGCCAGACACCCAGACAGCUCUAUUGGAUGCUCUGAACCAGGUGGAGGGCGUGUAUGGCGGCGUGGUUCCUGGCGCUGGCGGCUACGAUGCGGUCUCCCUACUCGUCAAGGACGACGAAGCCACAGCUGCCAGACUGGAAGCUUUCCUGGAGAAAUGGAGCAAGGAGAGUGGCGGCAGAGUGCGCCUUCUCGCUGUCAAGGGCGAGAUGGAGGGGGUCAGACAUGAAGACAAAAGCAUUUACACACAAAGAAGCGAAGAAAGCGAUAGCAAGAUGUCGACGAUGGACCUGGACGCGCCAGUCCCUAUGGCGUCGUCAGCAGACGAUCAAGCCAUUGCCACAAUUCUCUGCUACAAUUGUGGUGCACCAAUAGAUGGCACAACAUCGUCGGGCGCGCUGUGCUACGACUGCAUCAAGAUGACGGUGGACAUCUCGCAGAACAUCCCGCGCGAGGCCAACGUGCAGUUCUGCCGAGACUGCGACCGGUGGUUCCUGCCGCCCAGCCAGUGGGUAGUGGCAGCGCCGGAGUCACGGGAGAUGCUGGCGAUGUGCCUUAAGCGGCUGCGCGGGCUGAACAAGGUUCGGGUGGUGGAUGCGAGCUUCAUCUGGACGGAGCCCAACUCGAGACGAGUGCGGGUGAAGCUCACGGUACAGGAGGAGGUGUCGGACGGAGUGCUGCUGAACCAGAGCUUCGAGGUGAUGUACACGGUCAGCACACACCAGUGUCCAGAGUGUGCCAAGUCGUACACGCACAAUGUGUGGCGGGCGUGCGUGCAGGUGCGGCAGAAGGUACAGCACAAGCGGACCUUUCUCUUCCUUGAGCAGCUCAUUCUCAAGCACGGAGCCCAUCGCGACACGCUCAACAUCAAGGAGGCCAAGGAGGGUCUGGACUUUUUCUUUGCGCAGCGCAACCAGGCGACCAAGUUUGUCGACUUUCUCAAGUCGGUCGUGCCGGUGCACGUCAAGAACUCGCCGGAACUGGUGUCGGAGGACACGCACACGGGCUCCAAGUCGAUGAAGUUUGCCUUUUCGGUCGAGCUGGUGCCAAUCUGCAAGGACGACCUGGUGGCGCUGCCGCUGGUGCUGGCCAAGCGGAUCGGCAACAUUGCGCCGGUGGCGCUCUGCUACCGCAUCGGCACGGCCAUCAACCUGCUGGACCCGGCGACGCUGCAGACGGCCGAGGUGCCGGCAUCGAUCUACUGGCGUGAGAAGGUGCCGUUCACGCCGCUGACGGACGCGCAGCAGCUGGUCGAGUUUGUUGUGCUGGACAUUGAGCCGGUCGGCGUGCGCAAGGGCCGCUGGCAGCUGGCCGAGGCCACCGUGGCCCGGGCUUCCGACCUGGGCAGCAACGACAACACGUACUUUACGCGCACGCAUCUGGGCGGCCUGCUGCAUCCGGGCGACUCGGCCAUGGGCUACCUGCUGAACGGGACCGUGUUCAACAACCAGCAGCUGGACGAGAUCGAGCAGUCGCACGCCUACAGCAGCCUGGUCCCGGACGUCGUCCUGGUCAAGAAGCACUACCCGAACCGACGCAAGAACAAGCGGCGGAACUGGAAGCUGCGUCGCAUGGCCCGCGAGGAGGGUGACCUGCUGCCGAAGAAGGCCGACCAGGAACGCCUCGACGCCGAGUACGAGAUGUUCCUGCAGGAUGUCGAGGAGGACGACGAGCUGCGCGCCGCCCUCGCGCUCUACAAGAACCCCGGCCAGACGGCAGCGGCCGACGCGGCACGGAAACAACGCCAUGCGGCCGCACAGCAGAUGGAUGUCGAGGCAGAAGCCGCGGACGAUGGCGCCGAGGGCAUGGACGAGGACGGCGACGAGGACGAAGGGGACGAAGGGGACGAUGGGAUCCCCAAGGUCAGCAUGGACGAGCUGCUCGACGACCUCGACGACCUGGCCAUUCAUGACGAGGAGUGA
Grosmannia clavigera kw1407 is the source of this 3027-nucleotide messenger RNA. Its product is annotated as nonsense-mediated mRNA decay protein 3. Gene Ontology annotation, biological process: ribosomal large subunit export from nucleus. The coding region runs from base 1 to 3027 and encodes 1008 amino acids. NCBI's taxonomy places the organism in Eukaryota, Fungi, Ascomycota, Sordariomycetes, Ophiostomatales, Ophiostomataceae. The transcript is spliced from 4 exons. Gene Ontology annotation, cellular component: nucleus; cytoplasm. Gene Ontology annotation, molecular function: ribosomal large subunit binding; ATP binding. The record is from RefSeq and is a predicted model, not a curated record.